AUGACCACACGAAAUGAUAUCAAAUUCAGAAUCUUGAUAAAUGGCGGUUCCGUUGGUUGGUUCUGUAGAGAUUACUACCAAUCAGAUAAGUAUGCCAAAUGCGCGGAAGACGAGACAUGCAAGACAACAGAUGAUGACUAUCAUUUCUGUUGUAACCACUUCAAUUACUGUAACUUCUACAGUACCAAUUGGUUCUUCUGGGUCAUUUUCUUUCUGGUGGCUUUUAUAAUCGUUGGAUUGAUAGGUGUAUUUAUUUGGAGAUAUCGGAAGAAACGGCGUGGUUGA
Messenger RNA from Caenorhabditis remanei, 285 nucleotides. RefSeq lists its product as uncharacterized. The transcript is spliced from 2 exons. Lineage: Eukaryota; Metazoa; Nematoda; Chromadorea; Rhabditida; Rhabditidae. The record is from RefSeq and is a predicted model, not a curated record. Bases 1 to 285 code for a protein of 94 amino acids.